Brassica rapa (field mustard) is the source of this 3115-nucleotide messenger RNA. RefSeq names its product venom phosphodiesterase 2-like. Lineage: Eukaryota; Viridiplantae; Streptophyta; Magnoliopsida; Brassicales; Brassicaceae. Gene Ontology annotation, cellular component: vacuole. The record is from RefSeq and is a predicted model, not a curated record.
AGCUAAGCAGCUCUGAUCAAAGUUUGAGGUUUAAGCAGAAGGGAGAAGAACAAGCCAUGAUCUCCUACGCCACAGUAACAGCUAAAAAGCCCAUCUCAAGCUGCUUCAUCUUCGCCUUCCUCUUCUUCUCUUCCCAAAACGCCGUCGUUUCUCUAAACCAAGUCUCAAACUCACAACCCGUGGCUCGCCCACUCAAGAAACUCGACAAGCACGUGGUUCUACUAAUCUCCUCAGACGGGUUUCGUUUCGGGUACCAGUUCAAGACCAACCUACCAAACAUCCACUGUUUAAUAACCAACGGGACAGAAGCCGAAACGGGUUUAAUCCCCGUUUUUCCGACAGUAACUUACCCUAACCACUACUCCAUCGUCACGGGCCUAUACCCUGCGUACCACGGCAUCAUCAACAACAACUUCGUGGAUCCGAAAACAGGAGACGUUUUCACUAUGGCUAGUCACGAGCCGGAGUGGUGGUUAGGCGAGCCGCUUUGGGAAACGGCAGUGAACCAAGGGCUCAAGGCGGCUACUUACAUCUGGCCUGGCUCUGAGGUACGCAAGGGCUCUUGGGAUUGUCCUAAAGGUUUCUGUCAACACUACAAUAGCUCUGUUCCUGAUGGUGAUGAUGAUGAUAGGGUUGAUACCAUAUUGAGAUAUUUCGAUUUGCCUAGUAGUGACAUCCCUAGUGUCAUAACGAUUCAUUUUAACGAUCCUGAUCCUCAAGGUCACCAGGUUGGUCCUGAUGAUUCUUUGAUCACUGAAGCUGUUGUUAACGUCGACCGGUUGAUAGGAAGGUUUAUCGACGGGUUGGAGAAGAGAGGGGUCUUUGAGGAUGUGACUAUGAUCAUGGUUGGUGAUCAUGGAAUGGUUGGAACUUGUGAUAAGAAACUCAUCGUUCUUGAUGACUUGGCUCCUUGGAUCAAGAUCCCUAGCGGAUGGGUUCAGAACUACACUCCGUUGCUAGCGAUUAAACCGCCUUCAGGUCACGAUGCUAAGGAUGUGGUGGAUAAGAUGAACCAAGGCCUGAGGUCAGGUAAAGUGGAGAACGGGAAGUACUUGAAAGUUUAUCUCAAAGAGGACUAACCAAAAAGGCUUCAUUACUCAGACAGUUAUCGUAUCGCACCAAUCAUAGGACUGGUCGAUGAAGGGUACAAGGUUGAGCAGAAGAAGAGUAAAGGCAAGGAAUGUGGUGGAGCUCACGGGUAUGACAAUGCGUUCUUUUCGAUGAGAAGUAUAUUCAUUGGGCACGGUCCUUUGUUCUCAAGAGGAAGGAAAGUGGCUUCUUUUGAGAAUGUUGAGAUAUAUAAUCUGAUCUGUUCGAUUCUUGGACUUAAGGCUGCUCCUAAUAAUGGGUCUGAUGAGUUUGCUUCAAAGGUUCUCUUGCCACGCAAGUAAAGCAGAGUAAGGGUGCAUCUAUACCAUUAAUAUCUUGGAGAGAACAGAGAGGCGAGCACCUGGUGCGUUGUAGAUUAGACAGAGCGGCUGCUACAAGCUCAUGGGCUGAACUGUUUCCGUCAACCAGAAGCCAAUAUCUAGCACUUUACCACAGCCAUGUGGGUAAGAUAUUAAUUGUCUUAGCCUUUUACCUAACAAAUAACAUAUUAAGCAACUGACAAUUACUUGAUCAAUAAUUGUAUUGUAGUAUUAUAAAUCAUUUUUUACAGAUUUGCAUCUCGAAUUCAACGUUGGCCACCGCAAUAAUAGGUGAUUAGAUUAUUUGACGUCGAUAAUAGCAAAAAGAAAACAGAUCAUGUCAUUCUAUGCGAUAUGGCCAAAUGGUGCACAUAUUUUCUUAGAAAAACUUCUGAUAAAGAAGUAAGAGACCACAUUAUUCACAUUAGUAUUGCUACGGUACAAUCAUGAACUCGUUCACGGGUCUUGUAACCGGAGAUAAGUUCAACAAAGGCCUAGACCCAAAAUGGAGUUAGGUGAACCGUUCGAGAAUGUUGAGAUAUAUAAUCUGAUUAGUUCGGUUCUUGGACUUUAAGGCUGCUCCAAACAAUGGGUCUGAUGAGUUUCUUUCAAAGGUGAUCUCUUGCCACACAAGUAAGCAGAGGAAGGGUAAGUUCAUCCGUCUGCCAAUAAAAAGGUAAGCCUAUAAUCUAUGACUUUCAGGAAGUUAUAAUUAAACAUGAAACAUAAACGCAUUUUAUGUGCUUAAAUCAUUCGGAAUCGGAAUUAUCCAACGAAGUGGUUAUCAGCUUAAGCUUAGCUAAAGCAAUUAUAUGUUCACUAAGAAGUAUUAUUAGCCUUACAGUACUAAGUCUAAAAACUAAUCUAUUAUGCCCUACUGACAAAAUAUUAAUUAUGUCUUAGCCUUUUACCAAACAAAAAGUCUUAACAACGUACUAAAUAAUUUUGACAAUUAUUUUAUCAUUUUUUUGUUUUGUAGUUUUAUAAAUCUUUUGUUACACAUUUUCAUGUCGAAUUCAACGUGGACCGCAAUAAGAAGUGAUCAGAUUAAUCGACGUAGAUAGCAAAGAGAUAAUAGAUCAUGUGAUUUUGUGCGAUAUAUAUGGUCACAUGGUGCACAUAUUUUCUUAGAAAACUUCUAAUAAAGAAUUAAGAGACCACAUUUUUCAUGUUAGUUAGUAAUCACUAUAAUAUUUAUUCAAAGAGUUAACUUUUGAGUAAAAUGAAAUUUAGAGAAAAAAAGAGGCUAUUCAAGAACAUAUAUUCAUUUCUUAUUCGUUUCAACAAUUAACCAAAAAAGAAACAACAACAAAACAUUACAAGCCACAUAGAUUUUAUUAACCAAAAAGAACACAGUUAUCAGCUUAUUAUUAAUGAAUGAUCUUGAAAUAAAAUGCUUGUUUAGCUUUAAUCCACUUCCCCUGUUUCUCCAGAGGACGAGAGAAUGCUCCUAGUGAACAAAGAAGAACCAUUGUUGGAAGCCGGCCUGAGUCCAAGAAUCUCCGCAACAACAUUAUAGAUCUGAACAUUUUCGAAGGACGGCACUUUCUUUCCUUGCCUAAACCUAGGACCAUGUCCAAUAAAGAUAGAUCUCAUGGAGAAGUACUUGUUGUCGUAUCCAUGAUCUCCAUAACAUUCAUGAACACCUGUUCUGUUCUGUCUAACAAUUAGACCUUCUCCGACCAUUCCUACAAUCGGCGGAAUCC